AUGUCUUCUUCUAAACCUUCCUCUCCCACUGCCCCUAUCAAGUACCCUUGGUGGUAUGGUGGUGUUGGUGGUAUAGUAGCAUGUGUUGCAACUCACCCACUAGACUUAGCUAAAGUGCGUCUACAGACCGCACCAUUACCUAAACCAACAAUUAUCCAAAUGGUAAACAAGAUCUUGGCAAGCGAAGGUAUCAAAGGUCUUUACUCCGGUCUUACAGCAUCAAUCUUGCGCCAAUGCACCUACACAAUGGCAAGAUUUGGGUUCUACGAAUUUGUUAAAAACAACUUCAUCCAGCCAGAUCAAUUAACUAAAACUUCAAUCCUUCUCCCAGUUUCCAUGCUUAGUGGUGCCAUCGGCGGAUUCGUAGGUAAUCCCGCCGACGUCGUCAAUAUCAGAAUGCAGAACGACACACAAUUACCCAUUGAACAAAGACGUGGCUAUAAAAACGCAUUCUCUGGGAUCACAAGAAUAGUCAAGGAGGAGGGCUUCAGAAAAUUGUUCACCGGCCUGGGUCCAAACCUGGUACGUGGCUGUCUGAUGACGGCUUCGCAAGCGGUUACUUACGACGUCUGUAAAAACUACAUGGUCACCAAAAUGCAGAUGGAUCCAACACAGAAGAAAACCCACUUCGGCGCCAGUUUGGUGGCAAGUUUGAUGGCUACCACAAUAUGCUCCCCAGCUGACGUUAUCAAGACAAGAAUCAUGAACGCCCACAAACAUCACGAAAACGCUCUCACCGGUAUGACGAAAGCCGUGCAAAAGGAAGGUUUACUCUUCUUGUUCCGCGGUUGGUUACCAAGUUUCGUCAGACUAGGUCCAAACACAAUUAUCAUCUUCCUAACUGUAGAACAACUUAAAAAACACAACAUAGGGCUGAACCUAAAACAAUGA
Messenger RNA from Zygosaccharomyces rouxii, 891 nucleotides. RefSeq names its product Dic1p (gene DIC1). The transcript has a single exon. The record is from RefSeq and is a predicted model, not a curated record. Bases 1 to 891 code for a protein of 296 amino acids. NCBI's taxonomy places the organism in Eukaryota, Fungi, Ascomycota, Saccharomycetes, Saccharomycetales, Saccharomycetaceae. Gene Ontology annotation, biological process: succinate transmembrane transport; oxaloacetate transport; malate transmembrane transport. Gene Ontology annotation, molecular function: oxaloacetate transmembrane transporter activity; succinate transmembrane transporter activity; antiporter activity.